Molecule: messenger RNA, 1369 nt
Organism: Danaus plexippus (monarch butterfly)
Lineage: Eukaryota; Metazoa; Arthropoda; Insecta; Lepidoptera; Nymphalidae
Product: pyridoxal phosphate homeostasis protein
Exons: 4
Coding region: 142-903 (253 amino acids)
Cellular component (GO): intracellular anatomical structure
Molecular function (GO): pyridoxal phosphate binding
Source: RefSeq, a predicted model, not a curated record
UUAUGCUUUUGACUUUACUGAUAAGUGAUAAGGAUUUAAUAACGCCGUAAAAAAAAAAAGCUUUUAACUUUAUUAGCAAUUAGUUUAGGUUAAUCAGUUUGAAAAAUUUUAUCCAAAAGAACAAUAUAGGUGAGGUAAAUUAUGUCUAAUGAUAAAACUGAAGAAGUAGACGUUAUGCAGGGCCUAAAAACAGUUUUGGCUCAAAUAGAAGUUGCAGUUGCUAGAAGAAAUAAAGAUCUUCCUCAAGUCUCUCCAAGACUAGUAGCGGUAUCAAAAAUCAAACCAGUGUCACUAAUCAUUCAAACAUAUGAGGCUGGCCAACGUCACUUUGGUGAAAACUAUGUGAAUGAACUUGCAGAUAAAGCAAGUGAUCCGGAAAUACUUGAAAAAUGUAAAGACAUACAUUGGCAUUUCAUAGGUCAUUUGCAAACAAACAAAAUCAACAGAUUACUUGGUUCUCCAGGACUUUAUAUGGUGGAAACUGUCCAUUCACAAAAGUUGGCUGACAAUUUAAACAAGCAAUGGCCAAAAUAUAUGAAAGCUGAUGAAAAAUUAAAAGUUAUGGUCCAAGUCAACACAAGUGGGGAAGACGUAAAAAGUGGUGUUGAACCAGCUCAAGCUGUAUCUUUAGUAGAGCAUGUCAUCAAAAACUGUGAAAACCUGGAUUUUAAAGGCUUGAUGACAAUUGGUCAAUAUGAUUAUGACAUAACCAAAGGUCCAAAUCCAGAUUUCCUUACACUGGCAUCUUGCAGAAAUGAAGUGUGUGAGAAAUUGGGCUUGGAUAUAAAAGAUGUUGAAUUGUCUAUGGGAAUGUCAUCAGACUUUGAACAUGCUAUCGAAUUAGGUGCUACCACUGUGAGAGUGGGCAGCACUAUAUUUGGAGCUCGACCAGUUAAGAAAUAAUGUGGUUUAGUUUAGCAAAAGUUAUAUAUGAAUUUUAACAACAUAUAUAUGUAGCUUUUUUAGUUUUGAAUGAACAAAGUUAUUUAUAUCAGUUAAUAUAUUCUGUAUUUAAAGAUGGUUGUGAAAAAGUGGUAGAUUUGAUUGUUAAUAUUUGUAUUGAUCUUUGUUACUAACAAGUUGUCUAAUUAUAGAUACUACACACAUUCUUAUCAUAUAAUAGUAUGGAAUACUAAAUCUGAAAGCAAAUACUAUUAACAUUUUUAUGUAAAUGAAGGCUCAGGGUUAAAUAAUGUAAACAAACUGAGGUAUUAACUAGAAAUUGUAUAAUAUAUAUUUACAUCUGGCAUGUCAAUAUUCUAUAAAUGAUGUAAAGUAAGUAGAGUUUUUUUAAAUACAUAGCAUACUUAUGUAUUCAGGGGCUUCCAUCAUAUGAAUUAAAAAUAAAUAAAAAUAGUGUUAUCGAAAA